AUGAUGGGUGUCGUUGAAGUCGUGAAAUCUGUGAAGUGGGAACAAGAAUCGUACCCGCAGUAUGAAGAUUUAAUUGUGUUGCUGCCCCUUUUCGCCCUCUUUUUCCCCGCAGUUCGAUUUUUUCUCGACAGAUUUGUUUUUGAGAAGGUCGGCAGACAACUAAUAUUUGGAAGGGGAACACAAGCUGUGGGAACUGAGUCUGAGGACCAAAGAAAGAAGAUAAGAAAGUUCAAAGAAUCUGCGUGGAAAUGCGUGUAUUUUCUCUCGGCUGAGAUUUUCGCACUCUCUGUGACCUACAACGAGCCUUGGUUGACAAAGACCAAAUUCUUUUGGAUAGGGCCUGGGGACCAAGCGUGGCCCGACCAAAAAUAUAAGUUGAAGUUGAAGGUCCUUUAUAUGUAUACUGGCGGAUUCUACAUUUACUCAAUAUUUGCUCUGAUAUUUUGGGAAACAAAGCGUUCUGAUUUUGGGGUUUCUAUGGGUCAUCAUGUCGCAACUUCUAUUCUCAUCGUGCUAUCUUACAUAUUAAGAUUUGCACGUGUUGGUUCGAUUGUUUUAGCUCUUCAUGAUGCCACCGACCCAUUUCUGGAAGUUGGCAAGAUUUCCAAAUACAGAGGUGCCGAAGCAUUAGCCAGCUGUUCGUUUGUCCUUUUUGUCCUUCUUUGGGUCUUGCUACGUCUCAUUUACUACCCAUUCUGGAUUCUAUGGAGCACAAGUUACGAAAUCAUCCUGUUUUUGGACAAGGAGAAACACAAAGUUGAUGGACCAAUCUAUUACUACAUUUUCAACACACUCCUUUUCUCGUUGCUCGUCCUCCAUAUCUACUGGUUCGUGUUGAUGUUCCGAAUGUUGGUUGAUCAAAUCAAGGCGGGUGGUCGAGUGAGUGAGGACGUUAGAUCCGAUUCGGAAGAUGAAGACCUACACGAAGAUUGA
Messenger RNA from Striga hermonthica, 933 nucleotides. The record is from the annotation of a GenBank genome assembly. Lineage: Eukaryota; Viridiplantae; Streptophyta; Magnoliopsida; Lamiales; Orobanchaceae.